AUGCCAACAAAUAAUAUUGUUAUUGAAGAUAAAGAGAUAAAUGGAACACCGACGAUGAUGGGAUCUCUAAGUUAUGAAACACGUAGGUCGAUGGAGCCAAAGUCUCCAUCUCCACCUAUAAGACUUUCAUCAAGAUCAAAUAAUUCUCCAACACGAACUCCAACUACACCAUUGCCAUCAGAAUCACGUACUUCAUUAAAAUCAUCUCUAUUAACAACAUAUCAAACAAAUAUGGAAAGAACUAUUCGUUGGAUUCAUAAAUUAGAAGAUGAACUUGAUAAACAAGAUAAAAUUGUUACAAAUGAUCUUAAAAUUGUUAAAGAACAAUUUCAAAUACAUGAAAACUUUAUGAUAAAUUUAACCAAAGAUCAAAGUCAAAUAGGUCAAGUACUUGAAGAAGGUAAUCGAUUAUUAUUAAAAUCAACAAAUAUUGAUUUACAACCACGAGAAGAAAAUGAAAUAAAAGAACAAAUGAAAAUUCUUAAUCGUCAAUGGGAAUCAUUACGUUCAAAAGCGCUUGAUCGUCAAUCUACGUAA
This is a messenger RNA of Rotaria sp. Silwood2, 537 nucleotides long. The record is from the annotation of a GenBank genome assembly. NCBI's taxonomy places the organism in Eukaryota, Metazoa, Rotifera, Eurotatoria, Philodinida, Philodinidae.